This is a messenger RNA of Ostertagia ostertagi, 549 nucleotides long. Lineage: Eukaryota; Metazoa; Nematoda; Chromadorea; Rhabditida; Trichostrongylidae. The record is from the annotation of a GenBank genome assembly.
AGAUGGAGCGAAAAUAAUGUCGACCAUUUACGUGAGGCACUCACUCGUUUCGCUCAUGAACUUGAUCAAAUCAGCAACAACGUUCAGGCACGAACAACGAAAAUGAUUAGUACUGACAUUAGGCGGAGGCAUAUGACCCCUCAGCGCCCCGUAGCUUCGGCUAUUUCGACUUUGAAACGUCAACCUGCCAGGCUUGGUCCUGUAAUUGUGCCGAAAAGAUUGAACGUUACAAGGAGUACAGCAAGGCCGCAGUACAUGCCGGGACGUUUAGCUACAGCUCCUCCCGCUAUUUCACAAGUAAUUGUGCCUACUACGAAGACCUACCCGAUUACGAGGACGAGUUCGUCGACAUUUGCUGGACAACGACAAUACUUGAUGCCAAUGACACAAGCGGGUCCGUCACGGACGGUACCUGUGGUGACGUCACGUGUACAAAAUCAGGCUUCGAUUCAUCAUCCGCAAAGCUCUGCGAUGGUUUCACAUCAAGGACCACCGACUUUGGUGCCAGUGAUAAUGGACGAUGCUCCACCUCGUUUGGAUCAGCGAAUG